Molecule: messenger RNA, 1047 nt
Organism: Colletotrichum gloeosporioides
Lineage: Eukaryota; Fungi; Ascomycota; Sordariomycetes; Glomerellales; Glomerellaceae
Exons: 3
Coding region: 1-1047 (348 amino acids)
Source: RefSeq, a predicted model, not a curated record
AUGGCGGAUCCGGCGGCUGCGGUACUUAUGCUACCCGCUCAACGGGACUUCGAUGUAGGCGGUGGGAUUUACUGGGCCAACGGCGGCGACGCAGAACUCUGGCCGAAAGUUCGCGACGCAGAGUACCACUCUAGUUGGUCUUUGCGAAACCAGCUCGAACAGCACCAAUGCUCGGCUGCUGGAUUCUCGACUCUUCACAGCCAUUAUCUCGCCAAUGCCACUCGCCCCAGGACACAUGUCGACUAUCAAAUAACGACCGGGCUUGUCAGCAAAACCGGUGUUCACGAUCUCGUGCAAUUUCUGCACCUGAGGUCUCUUGACUACCUAGAUCGCCGCCAGGCACAUAGUCCUCUCGGUCUCACGAAUCUGAAAUUCUCUUCGAAGCAGAGAUACACUCUCGAGACCCAGGGAGUCCCUGGCAACCUCACUUUUUCGUUCUUAGAUCUACCAGUCUCCGAUCGCGCCAGAAGGCCUGAGAAUGAGAGCGGUCUAUGGAAACAUCCAGGCAUGGACGAUGGAUACCAUUAUCUCGACGUCUUCCAAGACAUACGGGAAUAUCUAUCCAAGAGGGGCAUGAUGGAAGCCAACGCUAACAUGGUAAACGAAACCAGCAUCUUUGAUCUACACAGACGCAUCGCUGCUGUUCCCAUUGAUAUAUGGAAUGGUGAAGCAGCGAGCUCUCUCGGACUGGUCGUAUUUGUAAAAGCAGAGGGCGUGAGCUUUUUAGCUAGGCCCACCAACCUUUUUACCUGCUCCAUUGACGCACGCUGGGUAAAGGCCAAAACAUUUAUCGAGAUGUCGCCGUCGAGUGGCGUGAUCGAGCACGACUUCAAUAACGGGAGAGCCUACAGCAACAUUGAAAUUGAGCUGGGUACAAGAUUGAAAAGGCCUCUGUGGCGUGUACCAUUAAAAGCCCCUUCGGGCACCUCAACCCGGGAAGGCAUCAUUCGCCUGAAGCCUAGCUGGUACGAGUUGCUCCAUCCACCAGUCUACGAUACCCCCAACGGACUCGGUGGAAGCCCUAUCGAGAUGCGGCAGUAUUCCUGA